Molecule: messenger RNA, 3393 nt
Organism: Columba livia (rock pigeon)
Lineage: Eukaryota; Metazoa; Chordata; Aves; Columbiformes; Columbidae
Gene: KDM8
Product: lysine demethylase 8
Exons: 7
Coding region: 59-1285 (408 amino acids)
Cellular component (GO): nucleus
Molecular function (GO): histone H3K36 demethylase activity
Source: RefSeq, a predicted model, not a curated record
CCCGAGCGGCCGGUGCCGCCCAGCGCCGCCCCGAGCAGGCCCAGCAGCCCGCGCUGCCAUGGCGGCGCCCGGCGCGGCGGGAGGACCGGCCGCAGACGCCGCGCUCUGGGCAGAGGUGCGGGCGCUGCUGCCCGGCUGCGAGGAGGGGCUGACCUUGGCGCUGAGCGGCGAGGUGGAGGACUGCGUGCUGCCGCUGCUGCGGCGGGCCCGCGGGCUGCUCUACAGCGCGGGCCGGCCCCGCGGGGAGGCGGCGGAGGCGCUGCGGCGCCUGGGCGACGUCCUGCGCGACUACUCGUGGGAGAAGCUGAACGCGGGCCCGUGGCGGGAGGUCAGCAAGGCCUGGCGGCAGGUGUACGCCUACGGCUGCCUGUUCGGGGCGCUGGCCGAGGUGGCCGCGGGCCGCCCGCUGCCGCGCGCCGUGCGCCUGUGCGACCUGGGGCUGCUGAUGGGCGCGGCCGUGCUGGACAACGCGCUCGCGCGCCUGGUGCGCGUGCUGCAGCCGCACCUGCCCCGCGCGGAGCGGCGCGAGGCGGCCGCGGGCAGCGCUGAGAGCGCCCGGGCUGACCCCGCACCAGGCCCAGUUGAGCUUCCACACCUUCGCUGCCCGUCGCUGGAGCAUUUCAGAGACAACUAUCUAAUUCCACAGAAACCUGUGGUCUUGGAGGGGAUUAUUGACCACUGGCCGUGUAUGAAGAAGUGGAGUGUGGACUAUUUUUGUCAAGUCGCAGGGUGCCGCACAGUUCCGGUGGAAUUGGGUGCCCGAUACACAGAUGAGGAGUGGUCUCAGAAGCUCAUGACUGUUGGUGACUUCAUCGACCGCUAUAUCGUGAACAAGAACAGUCUAGGAUACCUCGCCCAGCACCAGCUUUUUGAUCAGAUCCCAGAGCUGAAAGAGGACAUCGGUAUCCCUGACUACUGCUGCCUGGGGGAAGGGGAAGAAGACGACAUCACCAUCAAUGCUUGGUUUGGUCCAGAGGGCACGAUCUCGCCUCUUCAUCAGGAUCCCCAGCAGAAUUUUUUAGCCCAGGUAUUUGGAAGAAAGUAUAUCCGUCUGUAUUCACCACAAGAUUCAGAAAACCUGUAUCCACAUGAAAGCCAAAUUCUUCACAACACCAGUCAGGUUGAUGUGGAAGAUCCUGACUUAGAUAAGUUUCCCAAUUUCAGAAAGGCUGCAUUUCAAUCCUGUAUUCUGAUGCCUGGACAGGUUCUGUUUAUUCCAGUUAAAUACUGGCACUAUGUACGAUCACUUGAUAUCAGCUUCUCUGUCAGUUUCUGGUGGUCAUAGCUCUGACACACACACAAAGUCUGUUAGCAUUGCAGUAGGAAUUAAAAAUGAGAGAAAGUACCACCUGGCAUCUUCUCACAAGAGCAUUCUUUUUAAGCAGGAGACUGUUCUUCCCUGUGCAGUGGUUAGAGGUGAAUUAAAAAACAAAACCAAAAAACCACCACUCUUGCUUGAGCACGGUGAAAGACUUCUGCCUAAAGCAGGGACGAAACGCAAGCAGCAGUGCCAGCUGAACAUGUUCAGACUCCAGCCAGCCCGCUCUGGGAGGAGAGCUGCAGUUGUGCAACUGAAACUACAAACAGGGGACAUGUUGCCAAGAAAGGCUCUUCAAGAGCUCACCUGCACAGAUCAGCUUGCAGCACUGGCUGGAAACAUUUGCAUCUUUUGUACCCAAACAUGCCCCGGAGGUCCCAACCCAAGAAUAUGGGGAACUACGUACACAAAACAGCCUCCCAGAAAGUUGUGCAGGUGUGACUGUGAAGAAGAACUGGAAGGUCAAGCAUAGUUUUAUUGUAAGAUUCUUAAAACUUCAGGAAAGAAGAAGUACACUGAACAGUGCACUGUUACUAAUGAAUACAAUACAGUCUGGCUGUUCUGCAUGAGUGUGGAAUGUCACUGGGAGCAAGUUUUCCUAGCAUCGUCUGCUGCUGAGAACAAAGCUCUUCUCUGCUCUCCCUGCUUUUGAUGGUGACUGGGAGUCUAUCCGACUCAUACCUGCAAAGAAAACAAAAGGAAAGUUAAGGAAUGACAUGCAAAAAAAGGAUUAUAUUUUAUAACCUCCAGAUUUUUAAAAUGCUUUAUAUAUUCCUGUGUUCCUGUUCAGAAUGUCCAAUUUCCCUGGCUAAAUAGAGGAAUUCCAAAGAGACUCUGCUCUUCUUAGGAGUUCAGUAUUUCCAGAAGUUGUUGUGUCAUGUUUUGUAUCUGUCCCCUACCUGCCCUCCCAACCUCCGCACUUUAAUGUCAGAAACAACGUGCACACGAUCUGUAAGUGACCGUAAGGCAAAAUCCUCAUACUUUCAUGGCUCAGUGUUGCCCAUAUAUGGUUUACUGUCUGAAAUACACAACUGAAGUCAGAAAUAACUGAUAUUCAGCUACAUUCAUAAACAAUACAGGCAGUGCCACUGAAUAUCACAGUCUGUUCUCUAGUUUUAUCACACUCUAUUGAAAAUGGGUUGCGUUGUACCUGGAAUGUCACAAGACCAGCAGUCAUUGCAGUGCGGACAGCGUGGGUCAGUCUGAGCUCUGAAGCACUUCCUGACACAAGGUAAAUGCAUUCGAAUUCCGCAGGAGUCACAUACUUGGCUCUGAAAUCAGAAGUGUUGAUUAAAAAAAAAUAGAUAUUAUUCUACCCUGCCCUUCAGUUUAACCUAAAAUUGUUACAAAGGGCAGCAAGAUAUGCAGUGCUGUAUUCCAUAGGAUGGUUCACAAAGUACAGUUGGUGGAUACUUAAACGUCAAAGCUGGUAAAUUAUAAAAGGAGGCAUUUUCCUCAAAACUAGGAAAUAACUAUUUCCCUAUAUGAUCAACUAACAUUCCUCGUUGCCCAAGUUCACUGUCUCCAUGUUUACACUUGGAGAUGCUGCUCCAAGACAAGUUUCAUUCCAAAGAUGGAAGAUAAAAUACCUACGCAGGAAAAAAAAGCGAUUUUCUUUGUAUACAUGGGCACCAUUACCAGAUUACAUUACCAGAAUUUUUCAGUGCCAGCCUAAUAUUGCAAACUGCAGCCAUGCCCACCUGAGUGCAUCGACAGACACCUGCUGAGGUAAUAGAACAUGUUACCUGGAUGGCAAGGCUGUGACAGAUGUAGCAUUUUCUUGCCAUGUCUUGGUAGUUGCUGAGAAUGUAUUGUUCCAUCUCAAUUAUGCAGCGAGUAUGCAGAGUAUAUUCUCCAUUUCUCUGAGGAAACAAGUGGCAAGACAAGGAAUUCCUCUUAAUUCCUUUUACCUUUUUUGACUUUUCUAACCAACUGCUAGUAGGCAUUUGACAUCUGCUUUUCUCUGCCAUUGUGAAACUAACAUGCUGACACUGAUGUAAUGCAAAGCGAAAAUACUUUUGAAAUAGCAUAAUUAAUAUGUUUAGAGGAUAAGAAUAAAGAUGUCAGACCUUUAA